Molecule: messenger RNA, 903 nt
Organism: Clupea harengus (Atlantic herring)
Lineage: Eukaryota; Metazoa; Chordata; Actinopteri; Clupeiformes; Clupeidae
Product: interferon-induced protein with tetratricopeptide repeats 1B-like
Exons: 4
Coding region: 1-903 (300 amino acids)
Biological process (GO): defense response to virus
Cellular component (GO): cytosol
Molecular function (GO): protein binding
Source: RefSeq, a predicted model, not a curated record
AUGGACUCAUUUAAGACUCCUCUGGAAAGAUGCCUGGAAAAUCUAGAGUGCCACUUCACCUGGAUUCUCAGUGGCGAUGUUCGCUAUCUGCAAGAUUAUUUGGAGGACUGCAGGCAGCAUGGUUGUGCUUGGGAGGGGCACCUGUACAACCUACUGGGUUACAUCACCUACCACAUCAGCAAAUCCCCAGAGGAAGCUCUGACGUACCUGCGAAAGGCUGAGGUGGUGCUCAAAGGACAUAACAUGGAGGGGAGAGGACCACGCCUUCUGGUGAACCAGGCAAAUCUGGCCUGGGUGCAUUACCUUUUGGGUGAGCAAGCAAAGAGCGAAGCUUAUCUGAAGGAAGUGGCUAGGCUCCAGGAGGAUUUUCCUGCCCCACCCGGUUGUGAUCUGCAUCCAGAGGUUUAUGGGGAGAAAGGCUGGACUCAGGUGAAGUUUGAUAAUGAUUUCAAGCAAAAAGCAAUAGAUAACUUUGAGCUGGCUUUGAGAGGAGACCCAGACAGGAAAGGGUGGCAUACAGGCCUUGCUCUGGCCAAGUAUAGAGCUCCUUUUAGCACAGGGGAUAAACAGUUGAGAGAGGAAAUCAUACAGCAAAUGAAACAUGCCAAGACAAUAGAUCCAGAUAACCUACACCUGGCAGCUGUCUACUUGAAAGCAUUGGCACAGGUUGGCAGGAACACAGAGGACAGUGGUACCGCAGAUUUCAGGGAGCUGAUGAGAAAAUGUAUCCACAUUUAUGAAGAAGUCACCAGUUUUUACCCAUACUACUAUUGUGGGAAAAUUGCUCUUGCAGAUAUCUAUGCCAUUUCUGGGAACACAGAGAAAGCAGAUCAAAUAUAUAUGGAUCUUCUCAAGGAGGAAGAUCUAAACCCUGAAGAGGAGCUGAUGUUGUGCAUCAGCUAA